CGAGGUUUAGCGAUCCUACGCCGUCCAGAAUAUAUAUGCGAGGUCAAUAUCACAUCGUACUAAAGCUACUGACCUUUAGAUUUCAUAUUUCAUGUGCUGAUAAGCCAUGAGCUCCAUUUACAGUACGAUUUGGAUACCAAGAAUGCACUCUUCAGAAGAGAUAUGGAAAGGUCUGGUCCUGCGCCAGAAAGAAUAUCGACUUGGAGCACUACAAGCAUCUCCCCAGUGUUUCGCAUCUUCGUAUGAUCGUGAAGUAGCAUUCGAGCACGACGUGUGGGACACACGACUGAGAAAUCCUCUUGCCGAAACACUGGUAGCGGUCAGGCCAGGAGAUAAAUCGGGCAGACUCGCCGACCAGGCAGAAGUCAUCCUUUACCAGCCAUGGCUCGGAACAAUCGUUCUCACAGGUCCUAUGGAAGGCCACAAUUCGGUCGAUCCCUUGGUGAAGGGCAACAGUGUCGUUGCAUCAGCGGUCGACAGUCCUAAUGAGACUAUGCAAGACGCCACAGCAAAGGGGGAAGACUCAGUACCUCAUUAUCAGCUGAACGCAAUAUACGUCUCUCCGUCUGAUAGAGGCCUUGGAAUUGGCAAGUUGCUUAUUGAUGCCGCGAUCGAGCGCGUUGUGUCUAAAGAACAGGAUGCUCAAAUCGCUCGCAUCACUCUGAUCGUUGACUAUUAUAAUCAUGCUGCACGAAGGCUGUACGAGAGGUGUGGAUUUCAGGUUAUACGUCGAUACUUCUUCGAUGAUCCGAGACUGACUAAACACGAUGAGGAUCCACCUGAGCAAACAGAAGCGGCCGUCAUGGAAAGGAUCAUGGAGCUCCAGGCGGCCAUUGAUAAGGUGUAUUAAACAAGUAGAGGGACACGUUGCGCGGAUGCAAUGAAAAGUCUAGAUGGUGGCAGUGUAGGGUGGCGAUUUGGGGUAAGACACAUGGUGUGGCCCUGUCACGCCGAGGGAUAGAUCUGGCUUAUCGAUUGUUGGUAGGGGGCUGUUAUUUGCGCUGUGCUCUGCUGCCUGCAUUCGGUGACCCACCAGACCAAACGAUUAACAUCCGGAUACUGUGUCUUCAUGAACA
This is a messenger RNA of Pseudovirgaria hyperparasitica, 1076 nucleotides long. RefSeq lists its product as uncharacterized. The transcript has a single exon. The record is from RefSeq and is a predicted model, not a curated record. NCBI's taxonomy places the organism in Eukaryota, Fungi, Ascomycota, Dothideomycetes, Acrospermales, Acrospermaceae. The coding region runs from base 143 to 850 and encodes 235 amino acids. Gene Ontology annotation, molecular function: acyltransferase activity, transferring groups other than amino-acyl groups.